ACUCAAAACACAAUAUAUAGUAUUCCUAUUAUUACGAAUAGUAUUAGUGCUGUACUACGUUCUUACAUUCCGCUGCAGAGGUUGUACAAUGUAUCACACGACAACUACAUAGUGUUGUAAAUAAACAUACUUUAAAACAAACGAUACAUACACCUUGCCCAUCGGAAUUGGUUCAAAGUCCGAAGAGGAGAACCUUACGGUUUAGUUCCCUCCCACAAUAGUAGUACUAGCACUAGUAACAGUUUUACCAAUGUGGCGAUUGCUAUAAUAAUAAAGUAUAAUGCUAGUGCUAGUCAAUUGAUCAAAGAGAAUACUAUUAAAGAUUCAGAAUGACAACAACAUUUGUGGCUUCUCUGUCUAUUCUUUGUAUGUUAAGUACAUCUACCUCCAGUAUUGCAGCUAGACCAAACUUUGUAAUAUUUUUGGCCGAUGACCUAGGUUACGGUGAUGUUGGGAGUUUUGGAAAUGAUACAAUCCAAACUUUUAACAUUGACAGGAUAGCUGCUGAAGGUGUGAAGCUUACCCAUCACCUCACAGCAGCUGCAGUUUGUACUCCAAGCAGGGCAGCAUUGCUAACUGGAAGAUAUCCAGUACGAUCAGAGGUAGAAAGAGAACUGUUAACCCUUUCAAGAGGUGUCACUGGCAUGGAAUCAACUUUUCUAAACAAAGUAUUUCUAUUUAUGGCUCAGUCUGGUGGUCUACCUGAAAAUGAAACUACUUUUGCUAGAAUUUUGCAAGAUGAGGGUUAUGAAACAGCCCUUAUUGGAAAAUGGCACCUUGGUGUGAAUUGUAAUAAACAAGGAGACCUCUGCCAUCAUCCACUAAAACAUGGAUUUCAUCACUUUUAUGGACUUCCACUAACAAACCUCAAGGACUUUGGUGCAGAUGGUUCUAGUGUUGUAACAUCCUUUAUUCCCCACUUUUAUGGCUAUAUGAUAGCCAUAUUUAUUAUAGGGUGCACAACAGCCCUAAUGGUUCAUAAAUGGUCCAUACCAGUUUGUCUGUUAAUACUGUUGCUGUUCUGUGGUAUACCACUAUUAACUGUAAUUUUUGUUUGCAACUUGAAACUAAUCAAUGGAAUAAUCAUGCGAAAUCAGGAUGUGGUAGAACAGCCAAUCAGGCUGACUAACCUUACACAAAGGUUCACCUUAGAGGCCAAAGAGUUUUUAUAUCAGCAAGCUAAUUUAAACAAACCAUUCUUCUUGUUCAUGCCAUUUGUUCAUGUACAUACUGCACUAUUUAGCAGUCCAGAGUUUGUUGGAGUAAGUGCUGCAGGUCGUUAUGGUGACAAUGUUGAGGAACUGGAUUGGGCUGUCGGGGAGAUACUUCAUACGUUAGAGAAACUGGAGGUGAAAAACAAUACUUUUGUAUACUUCUCAUCAGAUAAUGGUGCCCAUGUUGAAGAGACUGGACCUGAUGGCACUAGAGAAGGAGGAUAUAAUGGUAUAUUCAAAGGAGGCAAAGGAAUGGGUGGAAUGGAAGGAGGGAUUCGUGUUCCUACCGUAGUGAUGUUCCCUGGAAGAAUACCCGCUGGUCUUGAGAUUAAUACUCCUACUAGCCAAAUGGAUUUGUUCCCUACCAUAUUGAACUUGGCCAAUAAAACACUGCCCACUGACCUCUUAAUAGAUGGAAAGAAUAUGAUGCCUCUACUAACAGAGCAAAAGGUUACCAGAAUUCACACAUUUCUUUUCCAUUACUGUGGAAGUUGGAUUCAUGCUGCUCGAUAUAUCCCCGACACAGGGAAUGAUAUUUGGAAAGUGCACUACACUACACCAAACUGGGUGCGAGAAACUCAGCACUGUCCAUUUAUGUGCCAGUGUUUUGGGAGUUAUGUUACUCAUCAUAAUCCACCACUUCUUUACAACAUAGCUACAGAUCCAGGAGAAAACACCCCUCUUGAUCCAACAACCAGCUCUAGAUAUGCUGAAAUUGUAUCAAUAAUCAAUGAUGCAGUUGAAAAACACAAGCUUUCUGUUCAAACUGUACCAGAUCAAUUCAGUUUUGUAAAUGCAGUCUGGAAACCAUGGUUGCAACCUUGCUGUAGUUACUAUGCUUGUCAUUGUAAUGAUCCUAAAUAUUCCUCAUAAUGUAUCAGAUACAUCAUCAUGUCAGUAUUAGAAAACCCAUAUUACCAUUACUCUUCUUACAAAAAUCACUUUAUUAAUGUUGCAAAGUUCUUAGUAUUCCAUUUUCCUGGUAUAUAUUACCUUUUAUCUCACUCUACUCUUAUGCCUCCGAAACACUGACAAAACCCAUUGACUUGGGAAACAACAUUCUUACAUUACUUAAAUACUGGCAAAGUGUACAUGCAUAUAUACUUCUAAAGUGAUGCUGAGAAAAUAUGUUUACACUGAUACUCAUUGUAGAUAUUCUGUAUCAAUACUAUUACAGUUAUGAUUCUCAUGGUUUAUGGUCCACAUAUUUUUUCAUGUUGUUAUGUAUGAUUUUAGUAAUUUUUAAGAACUACAGCUGUUUAUGUUAAUCAAAUGAAUCUUCUCUAUCUCUCUCAAUUAAACUAAAAAAUAUUCCAGAUUUACAACAUCUAUAAGCUUGUGCUUUAAGAACAACUUUUUAGGUUUAUAAUCCCAACUUGAGAAAGAAACAUGCAUACAUGUUUGUCUAGUGAUGUUACUUAUCAGUACAAUUUAGUAUUUAUGUUGUGUUUUGAAUUAGACAGUGUAACAGAUAGUGUUUUAAUUCCUUCACUGGCAGUUUUUCAGACACCAGUUGCACCAUCAUGGAAAUUUUUGGGCUUACUAUUUAAGGUUUUAAUGGGCAUUCAAUCGAGUUGUUUGUGAAACAGUAAUAAUAUUACACUGCGUUUACAUACUGUUUGACACAUAAAGGUUUAUCUUACAUGCUUUUUAAAUCAUGUGGGAAGAGCAGUAAUAAUAUGUUGUAAUACUUCUGUGUAAAAAUUUUUAUAUGCAAAAAAAUGCAUAUCGUUUGAAAUAUUUAUCCUACUCUGUUUUAUUAAUUACUUAAAAAUACUAGCGAUAUUACCCAGUUAUUCAUAUUUCUGGACAAAAAGUGGAAAAUGUAAAAAAAACUUGAUUUUGUGGAUCAAGUGCAGUAUUAAGUAGGUCACAUUUGCAUUUUUGACCAUCAUGAUGUGUUAGUGUGUUAUAUUUACAGGGUCAGUUCUUGAUGGUAAAGUGCCUUAAUUUUUUUUAUUUCAUGUAAUUAAAUGUGGAGAAACCAAAAGGACUUGGAGCAUAAUCAGAUUUAUCUGUUUUAAAUUUUGAAAGUUUUUAUUUUGCUUUGUUCUUUAUGUUCAUAGCUGGUUUUGUGUUUCUGUAUUACUAUGCUCGAGGUAGAAAAACUUUAUUGGUUGAAAGAUAAGUCACAAUUAACUAGAGCUAAUGUCAGACCAGAUGUUGAAUGUGAAAAGUAAAAAGAUUAGGAGGACAAGCUCAGAUUAAACUGGAGAUCUUCACAUUUUCAAUUUUAUGAUAUACCCUACUGGGAAGCCAAUCAACCAGAACUUUGUUGAUCUGAGAGAUUUUUUUACUUCACUUUAUAAUAAUGGGUAAGAAACAUGGGAGAUCAAGGGCAAAGACCAAUUUAUUAGCAUUUUUGGAAAUUACUUUAUAAAAAACUGAUUUUUAGAAAUGUACUUUUAAAUUAUAUGUUAACUGACACUUGUUGAAAAAAAAAAGAACAUUAUCCUCUAAUUGCGAUAGAUAUGAAAAAGGUUUUAUUUUACAAAAGUUUUACAUGUUAAAAGCAUUAAACUUAAUAUUUAUAAAAAUUCUUGAAUUAGAGUAUUUUUCAAAAAAAGUAAAAUUGUAUAAUUUGUACUUGGUUUAGAUUUGAACAGAGUUGUCUUUAAUAGUUUGCAAUAUUGUUUUGACUAAUACAUUUAGUUUAAGUUUAGUCAAAUAUGGAACAAAUAUUAAUUUUUGAUAAAAGAGUUAGCACACAGGAUAAAACAUAAAAAGUGCAAUGAAUUUAAAAAAAAAGACCAAAAACAUGAACUUGCAGGUUUGGCAAUGCUUGCUAUUGCAUGGGUGACUUCCACCAGGUGACGAGUUAAAAUGAACUUUAGUGUUAACUAAGUGUGAUUUGAAAAGUUUUUCUGAAACAACAGGAACUUUUGUAAAAACGGAUUUUAAUCAAUCAUUAAGUUGAAUGGGGUAAAAGUGUUUUUUUUUCAGUAUCUGGGUUAGGUUUUUAAUUUUGGUUGAUAGGCAAUAACCAGUGAAGCAUGAGAGGAAUUUGUUUUAGGUGAUUGUUAGCUUUGUCAACUUGUUGAAUCACAGUGUUCUGCUUAUAACCUGUAGCUUGUUUUAACAAAUCAGUAUUGAUGGUCAUAGUUAUUACUGUUAGAGCAGAUUUUCUUGAAUCUAAGUUAUUAAUUGAAUGUAAUAUUGUAUUUGUUGUGUGGAGGGUGACAGGUUUAAAAAUGUAAGUAUUGUGGUCUAUCAAUUGUUUUUCAGUACAAAUCAGUAUGUUAGGCUUACAUCUAAGAAACUUAUUUGAGUGGUGGAGUAAUCUAAAGUGAAGUUAAUAGAGACUGACAAAUUUUCUGAUAAAGACAACCAAAGACAGUUUAAAAUUACAACCCAUAACCUGCUAUAUGAAAAAUGCUAUUUACUUAAUCCAGUGUUGAAAUUGUAACUUCCAGUAUGUAGGUCAGACCACAACAACUAUAUAGGAACAGUUUAAUAACUACAUAUCUUCAAUAAAUAAAGAACUUCCAGUUGAAAAACACUUUAACAUGCCUGACCACUCUCUUGAAGACAUUAAACUGAUAAGUAUAGAGACAAAUUUUACAUCAAACUGAAACAGAGAAAUUGAAAAAACUUACUGGAUAGCACCUUUAAACACUGUAUCACUGAAUGGCAUCAAUCUUGAUCCCAGGAUUGUUGACCCAUGUCUAAAAAAAAAACAAAUUCCAAAAACAGCUUUGUAUUUAAAUUCAUUUAUUUUUACUUUUCCAUUUUUUACUAUUAGUAUUAUUCAUAUUUUUAUUUGUGAUUCUAUUUCUCUAUAUUAGUAGUAUUUCCUAUAUAUAUUGUUUUACAUUAUCAUUUUCUCUAAUUCUCAUCCCCUUUUGUUUUUUAUUUUACUUUUCUAUCUUAUAACAAGUGUUUUAACAUCUUUUUAAUUAUUAUCACUGUUAUGUCUUUCAUGUAACAUACACAUUUGUCUUGUACAAACUAAACCUGACACCAAUGUCUCCAGUUAUGAUUGGCUAGUUAUCUCAUCUGGCUUACGUGACAUCAACAUUGUUCCUAUAUAUGUUACAUUGCACUCACUAAUCCUGAUGAAGAAUAGUCAAAUAUUUGAAAGUGCAUGAGUUUUGGGUCUUUUUUUUUUAAAUUCAUUUCACCAAAUAUUCAUAAAUGCAAUGAUUAAAAUGACUACAGUUGUUAUUUAUAUCAGGGAACUUAACCUUUUAUAUACUCACAUUUAACUAAUGUUGUUGCAAUGCAUUGUUACCGUUUAAUUUUAACAAUUUUUAAACCUCUAAUAAGAAUUAUAAUUUACCUACCCUCUAAAUGUAAUGGAAAUUGUGCUGGGUAGGACCUAGUGGUUAGUGUACCCAGCUUGUGAAUCAAAGGGUUCAUGAUUUGUGUCCUAUUGCCACAAAAACAUGCUCCAUGCUUUGGGACUAUGGAGCUAUAAAGAGUGGAGUCAAAUCCCACUAUUCAGUCACAUAAAAGUAGCUCAAGAGUUGGUGAUGAGUGCUA
Messenger RNA from Limulus polyphemus (Atlantic horseshoe crab), 5696 nucleotides. Its product is annotated as steryl-sulfatase-like. The record is from RefSeq and is a predicted model, not a curated record. Lineage: Eukaryota; Metazoa; Arthropoda; Merostomata; Xiphosura; Limulidae. Bases 330 to 2087 code for a protein of 585 amino acids. Gene Ontology annotation, molecular function: arylsulfatase activity. The transcript is spliced from 7 exons.